GCCUGGGAAAACUAAAGCAAGUAACGAUUAAAAGCAGUUCCCUGCACAAUGUCGAUUGUGCUGAGACAGAUGUACCAGCUAGGACUUACGCUGUACAAAUUCCGACCACUUCUCAUGCGACCAACACUGGAGAGCCGGGUAGGACCUGCAGCUGUGUUCCUGGAUAAUUGCAAGCAGUGUGGGGCCCUACACAUAUCCCUGAGACGACCACUUGCUACUAAGAAGACCAAAGUGAAAUCUAAAGGACAGCCAGGACCUCGAGUGAACAUCAAUGCUGCUUUAGUGGAGGACGUUAUUAACCUCAAUGAAUUAAAACAAGGAAUGCUGGAAAUCAUUGAGAAUCUCAAAAAUGAUUAUGGGAAGAAUCUAAAUAUAAGAACCUCACCAGGUGCUUUGGAUCAUAUAACAGUUACUACUGAUAAUGGAAAAUUUCCAUUGAAUCAUCUGGGACAAAUCUCCCUGAAGUCACCUCAACUCAUCUUGGUAAAUAUGACAAGUUUCCCUGAGGCGACAAUGGCUGCCACCAAGGCCAUAAGAGAAAGUGGAAUGAACCUGAACCCAGAAGUGGAUGGGACUCUGAUCAGGGUGCCAAUUCCUAAAGUGACCAGAGAGCACAGGGAAAAUCUAGCCAAACUAGCCAAACAGUUUACAAACAAGUCAAAAGAAUCACUCCGAAAAAUGCGAACUAAUGCCAUUGCCCAAGUGAAGAAAUCAAAGAACUCUGUCUCUGAAGAUACAAUCAGGCUACUAGAAAAGCAGAUUCAACAGAUGGCAGACGAUGUUGUUGCUGACAUGGACAAGCAUCUGAUGGCAAAAACCAAAGAGCUGUUAGGAUGAGCAAGGUGGGAAGUAUGUAAAUGGGCUGGACAUUAAUAAAGCUAUUCCCCUCACCCACCCCUCCUUCCCUAAGAUUGAUUUCUCCUGCGAGAUACAGAUUUAGAAAGGAUAAAGAACUUUUGAAGUGCAGUAACUGUUGUAAUUUAGGAACAUGGCAGCCAAUUUUAUGUACAGCAAGUUCCUACAAACAGCAAUGAAAUAAAUAUCCAAUCAUCUGUUUUUGGUGUUAUUUAGGUAAUAAAUUUUGUACACUGGAAGCA
Molecule: messenger RNA, 1097 nt
Organism: Carcharodon carcharias (great white shark)
Lineage: Eukaryota; Metazoa; Chordata; Chondrichthyes; Lamniformes; Lamnidae
Gene: mrrf
Product: mitochondrial ribosome recycling factor
Exons: 7
Coding region: 49-837 (262 amino acids)
Biological process (GO): translation
Cellular component (GO): mitochondrion
Molecular function (GO): ribosomal large subunit binding
Source: RefSeq, a predicted model, not a curated record